AGUUGUUUAACUUAAUUUUGUCAGCGCACCUACCCGAGGCCAAGAUAAAGACACCGCCGUGUAGCAGAAGAAGAAGCUAUCAGCAAUCGAAUUCAGCGGCUUCCGUGACUCGAAUACAGUAGCGAGGAGCAAUGGCCGAUACCCAAUUGAAAUCUGAUGCCUUGUUGGAGCAGAUGAAGCAACACCUCACCACCGACGCCGGCAAACAGCUCACCAAGAAGAUUGGUCUCGUUUAUCAGAUCAAUAUAGCUCCCAAGAAAAUUGGGUUUGAUGAGGUUACCUAUGUUGUCGAUCUCAAGAAAGGAGAAGUUACGAAAGGGCAAUAUGAAGGAGGGAAACCUGAUGCCACAUUUUCCUUUAAGGAUGAAGAUUUUGUGAAGGUUGCAUUAGGGAAGAUGAAUCCCCAAAUUGCUUUUAUGAGGGGUGCAAUGAAGAUCAAGGGCAGUUUGAGUGCAGCUCAGAAAUUCACCCCUGAUAUUUUCCCAAAGCCUUCAAAGAUGUGAGCAGAUACAAAUAUACAGUAAAGGACUAUGGCGUUGUGUUGUGUCCUUUUACUUGUCUCAGAAGUUGUAGUUUCAGCUAAAUUGUUAAACAUGUUGCAAGAAAGUAUGAAUGUGUGAAUCCUCCAUCAACCUCUUUUAUUGAUCGAUGAAAAUAAGGAGGGUUUCUAGCUUUCUAGCUCAUAAGGAUUUUGAAUCAUAAAGCUCCAUAACCACCUUUAUUAAUGGAUUUUGAUGUGUUUGGGUCUCUGAUUAUUUUUAUA
Molecule: messenger RNA, 763 nt
Organism: Rubroshorea leprosula
Lineage: Eukaryota; Viridiplantae; Streptophyta; Magnoliopsida; Malvales; Dipterocarpaceae
Source: the annotation of a GenBank genome assembly